Molecule: messenger RNA, 1412 nt
Organism: Hypanus sabinus (Atlantic stingray)
Lineage: Eukaryota; Metazoa; Chordata; Chondrichthyes; Myliobatiformes; Dasyatidae
Product: shiftless antiviral inhibitor of ribosomal frameshifting protein homolog
Exons: 8
Coding region: 127-1194 (355 amino acids)
Biological process (GO): viral translational frameshifting; innate immune response
Molecular function (GO): ribosome binding; sequence-specific mRNA binding
Source: RefSeq, a predicted model, not a curated record
ACCAAAACUCCAACCCAUUUCAAAUGUUACGCAGCCAGGAAAUUGAAACUGAAAACAGAGCCAAAGGCAGAGAGGAUAAGCAGUGAAGGGGUGACAGAGACCGUGCUACUUCAUUUCAUUGCCACCAUGCAUCAAAACAUUGAUGAAGUUGAGACAGAGAAAAGCACUAGGAGGCUCCGAGAACUGUUCCAUGCAAAGGAGAUCCCUGUGGACAAGGCUGAAACCUUGAUGGGUAGAUACGACAAUGAAUAUGACCUGGUGGCUGAAGAAAUCAUCCGGCUUAAGGAACAAGCUGAAGAUGCUGAUGGUAACGACCCUGGAGAUUCGGAAGAAGAUAAUGUGGAUCGGGACCUACAGGAUAUUGUGGAGCGUUUACGCACUCUUCCGCUGACACAGGAGAACGUCAGAAUAUUUAACUUGGCGAAAAGGAAUGAAGUUCCCCGAGUACAGAGGCAGUUUGCUUGCGUAUGUGCUGACCGGGAUUGGUGGCGGGAGGUGCCUGAGAGAAAGCAGGUAUCAAGAUGCCGUGAAUGCAAACGCCGCUAUGAGCCAGUGCCGAGGGAUCAGGAGUGGGGUAUCGCUGAGUAUAAUUGUUCCAACUGCAACCGUUCGUUCAGAGCGUACGGUCAGAUGGGUCUUCCUGCUCCAUGUUACCGCUGCCGUGGUGUUGUCCUACCCACCCACAUCAUACCACGGAUGCGGGAGCGCAGGUCACCUGGGACCAGCAGGCGGAAUCAAGGCAGUUACAACAGAGGAGGUUAUGGCAGGCAGAAUCAAAGCAGCUGUUAUGGGGAAGACUGUUACAACAGAGAAGGUAAUGGCGGGCAGAAUCAACGCAGCGGCUGUGCGGAAGACAGUUACAACAGAGAAGAUAAUGGCAGGCGGAAUCAACGCAGCUGUUAUGCAGAAGACUGUUACAACAGAGGAGGUUAUGGCAGGCAGAAUCGACACAGCUGCUGUGCGGAAGACUGUUACAACAGAGAAGAGCCCUACGUCCCCGGGACUCACUGCAUCCAUCCGGAGACACGGAGAGCUCGUGGUCUCCCCAGGAAUCUGCUGCUCUGCGACCACCAUGUGUCCACUGGCUCCACUGUGGCCAGCUGCAUCAGCCAGGGCUCCCUGAUGGAGUGUGAUGUUGAGGAGAUCAUCCUGGAGGACCUGAAGAGAAUUCCGGAAGAAGAUGGAGAUGAAUGAGCCCAGAGGUUCUGUGGAACUCUCAGCGCUGUUAACCUGGAGGAACGAUGGCUGCUCAGGCAUCCGGCAGCUUUGAAAGACGGGGAAAAUGAAACAAGGCUUCUAUUUGUUCACACAAGGCUUACUGGAGAGGGGUUGCUUGGCACUUUCCUUAAUUAAAACCACUCUUCAAGCUCUGUAAAAUGGUCCACAAAAUAAAAAAUUUCUUUCAAAAUUUU